GCGUUUGUACUCGUGACUGGACCGCGAGUUUGAACCGCCACCGUUCCACCUUAAAUCACUCGCUGACUUCACGUGAACUCGACUCUCCACCCAUAUCCGAUGGGAGCCUGUUAAGAGGCGUCUCACCUUCCCGGUGAUGCAUCUGUGACCGUCUACAGCGCGACUCCUCACCUCCCGGUUCCAGGCGCCGGUGCGUAAAGACGCACAAGACUCCUGAAGAAAUCCGCGUGGAUAACCAAGGUGUUGGAUUUAACUUCCUCCGAAAGCUUUUUUUUUUUCCUUCUUCGAGUGACUUAUUUCAUGCCAAAGCUGGGGAAACUCACAGAAACACAGCAGUCUUCUGCGCGAAAUUUCGCCGUUUUUGCCACAAUCAUUGGCUAUCGGAUGGACCAGCACCCCAGCGCCCGGAGCUGCACCAGCCGCGGGGCUUCGUCCUGCGAGGCCGUCCCGACCGAGCCCUCCAUGAACCUGUACAUCCACUCCACCACCGGCACCCGCUUUGAGCUCUCCCUGCCGCAGGAGGAGACCGUGGACGGACUGAAGAGGAGGCUGUCGCAAAAACUCAAAGUACCAAAAGAGAGACUCGCGCUGCUGCACAAAGAAACCAGACUAAGUUCAGGUAAACUUCAGGAUCUUGGAAUCACUGAUGGGAGCAAGUUAACGCUUGUACCAACAGUUGAAGCAGGAUUAAUGUCUCAAGCGUCAAGACCCGAACAGUCAGUAAUGCAAGCUUUAGAGAGCUUAACAGAAACUCAGGUCAGUGACUUCCUGUCCGGCCGCUCUCCCCUCACACUGGCUCUGAGAGUAGGUGACCACAUGAUGUUCGUCCAACUUCAGUUGGCGGCGCAGCAGUCCGGCGGUCCCCAACUCCAACACCGACACGUAAUCACCAGAGGAAACGCAGAGACCACUGUGGGACAGCCGACCGGGCAACCCCGUGUUCCCCACCCACACCCUCACGCCCACCUACACCCUCAUCAUCCACACAGUCACCCAAGCUCCCACCCCACUUCCCCAACCUCCUCAUCCUUCCCGUUGCCCUUAUCCCACCACCAGACUAUGCCUCCCAUGUACCACCAGUCACCCACUCAUUGUAGUCCUGCUACUCCACCUCCUCCACCUCACUCCCCUCGGCCGACUCACACCCCUGGGAGUCUUUUCCGAUCCCCCCAUCAUAUGCAUCAUCAUCAUCACCAUCAUCAUCAUCACAACCACCACUAUCACCAGCCUUCUUCAGGCCAAAGUAAUCAUGCUAUCGGCCAGGCCAGCCCAGUAGCUCCUGUACUCUGCCCUGAGGCCAACUGCAGCACCAACAGCCCUAGUAAUGGCAGCAGCCCAUCGUCACGCUCUCGUAAACCUGGCGCCAUCAUCGAAAGCUUCGUCAACCACGCUCCCGGAGUCUUCUCAGGGACCUUUUCAGGCACUUUGCACCCAAACUGCCAGGACAGCAAUGGGCGUCCACGACGAGAUAUCGGUACCAUUCUUCAGAUCCUCAAUGACCUCUUGAGUGCGACGCGCCACUACCAGGGCAUGCCUCCAUCCCUAACCCAGCUGCGCUACCAAACCCAGUGUGGUACCCCCAACUCCCCGUCCCCCUCACCGCCUCCUUCACCCCCAGUUGCUGGUGUCACUGGCCUCUCUGCCAAAGCUACCUCUGUGCCAGCCAGCAGCCCGAGCAUCCCUUCACCAAGUGUUCACCCGCUGUUGCAGUGCCAGAGCCAGAUCCGCAUGUGCAAACCUCCCGGUGACCGUUUGCGACAGACGGAGAACCGUGCCACCCGCUGCAAGGUGGAACGCCUCCAGCUCUUGAUGCAGCAAAAGCGUCUGCGCCGAAAGGCCCGGCGGGACCAGCGCGCCCCGUAUCAGUGGCUGCCCAAUCGCAAGGCUGGACGCAGCAACAGCAACAGCAGCAUGUCCAGCGAGGGCUCCCUGGAUCUGGACUUUGACGACUCCGUCUGGAAGCCCGACGUCAAGGCCGACUUGAAGUCCGAGUUCAUCAUGGCUUGAACCUUGCGAUCCCAGAGCAAUAGACGUGGAAAGAUGCGCACAUUUGGGAUUUACAGCAGGAUUUUCCGAGGCAGGAAGCGACUAAAAGACUAUAAUCCCCUUGUGGCGAUAAUAGCAACAAACGUUUUUUUUCGGAGCUUGGACACGGACGGCGACAACCGGACUUAACCCUGCACGGGACUCCUGUGGUAUAAGUAAUGCAGAAUUAGGUGGGUGGUGGGGAUUUUUCCAAGAUUUUUUGAAGCAAACUUUGGACACCAAUGAAGAGACCUGCACUGGACUUGGCAACAAAAACCGAAGCGCCAGAAACUUCUGUGCCGUCGAUCUGUGGAUUAGUUCAAUGGGCAUUCUUUGUCGAUCUCACCAACCGCUCCAGCUCACCGGCUGGUUUAGCAUAUUAUAUUUUAUAAACAAACAAACGAAGAAAAAAAAAACAAAACAAUAUGUAGCAUUGAUCACAAAGCAUUCAGGUUUUCAUAACUAAUGGUUCAAAGUUAAUUUGCACAUUUUCAUGAUUUAAAACAACCGGUCAGAGUGUGCAUUGAGGGAAGAGGGGUCAGAUGCCGAGUGGAAAUGAAUAUGGAAGUAUUGAUAUCAACCUCAUGGGGUAUUCAUAGGAAUGAUUCAUGGAUGAACGAAUAAAUGAAUAUUAACAGGAAGUGCUUUCUAAAUCUUUAAAAAAAUGUAUAUGGAUGAAAAGUAAUAUUUUUUAUUUCCUAUGUGCAGUUUUCAAAAAACAGCACCCCUUUGUGGCUUUAGUCGAAUAGCAGAAGAUCAGGAAGUGUUGUCUCGUCCCCUCAUUCGCUCAUUUACCUAUUGGCCAAGACACGACUUCCAAAAUCAUGAUUUCCACCCAGCCUUGCGUCUUCAUCAAGCGAAAUGGACUAGUAGUAGUUUGUGUACAUAUAUAUGUGACAAUUGGCAAAACGUUUGUGGGGUUUCUUGUGUGUUUAGUGUAAAUUGGUAACCCCACGUUCGCAUUGAUGCUACCCUCUCCCAAAAAUGAUCAGCAAACAAAAUCAGAUGAAAAAAAGGAGGCUGUCAUAUUCUUUAGUUUUUAUUUUUUAUCCUAAUAAUUCUCUAUUGGCCAGGUGGGAGAGGCGGGAUCUUUGUUCAGCCUCAUUAUCCAGUGCCUCCACGAGGAAGUCCAUAUCAGGCCUUUUCACAGUUUUGCUGCUACUCUUCAAAACUGAACUGAAAAACACAGGAACAAACAGUGACGUUUCUUGCAUGCAAAAUGUGUGAAUUACACAAAAGACUUUUCUAUGGAGGGAAGAAUAAUAAAAAAGAAACUGGUGCUGUGGGAAUGAAGGUUAACAACGUGCAUGAACUUGUGAAGAAAAAAUGUGCUGCUUUUGUUGGUUAGGUUUUCUAACAUUUAUAUUUAAAUGACAGAGAUAAAAAAAAAAGAACAAGAAGUUCAAUACAAAACAUGACAGAUGAAGUUAAGCGUGGACUUUCUCUCAGAGCUGAACAUUCCUGUUGCGUGACAAUGCGGCUGAGGAGGAUGAGUCAAGAACCCCCGCGUCCCCCGCCCCUCCCGAAAAACCUUUGACUUUCAAGGACACCUUGCCCAUCUUCCCAGCAUGAAUGCCAACCAACAGACCAGCGGAUUUCACAGUACUGUCCGUCAAAAGAGAGAGAAUUUUUGACCCGACCACAAUUGCACUCCCAGAGAUUGCAGUGAGAGAUUACCCUUUUGGUGAACCUCGUCUUUUUUUAAGUGGCCUUACCUUUCACGAAAAAAAAAAAAAUCGGGGACAAUGGGGACGGGAAGUUUUUGUGUAUUGUCGUCACAAUGUUGUCAUCACCUCGCCAUUGUUACUUUGUGGUCACUGAGGACACUGGGCUUCUGUCGUUUAGUACUUUUAGCUGGUGGAGUCUCUAAUAUGUCAAAGGCUUCUGUGCCUUAAAAAUGUCGCCCCCGCAGUGUCAACGUCCGAUUGAAGCAGUUUGUUUUUCUCAGACAAACCCCAUCCCAUUUUCAGUGUGUUUCUUGUUGGUCUAUGUUUAAAAAUUCCUACCUAUUAGCUGCAAAAACAAUACAAAUGUGUACAACAAAAAGUCAGAAAGGUCCUCAGAGGACUCCAGAUUGCGUGCACUUCCUGCUUGGAUCAUCAAAGGACGAUAUAUCUUGCCCCCUCCUAAAUUUAAUUUAAUUUUGUUUUUAAACAUAUAAACUAUACUCUGUGUGUGCCUCACUUCUGUGUGAAACUCAAAAGACGGAAAAAAUAUGACAAGCAUUACAGAGGUCAACAAAACUCACCUGGGGUUGAUGGAAUUCUGAUCACAUGGUUUGAGUUGCCUGUUCUUUCUUGUAGCCAACUAUUGAAAAUAACAGGAUCAAGAAAACAAUUUACAAUGUUCUAGCUCUAGACCGGUGUAGCACACGUGUGACUGUAUUAAUUUAUGAAACCAAAAUGGUAACUGUGAAUUAUGUAUUUCUUUGUGCAUUUUUUUAAAGUGGGGCAAAAAAAAGUUGUUGGGACACGACAGCAGUUGCUGGACUUGUCCAAAAACUUUUUUUUUUCUUUUUUCUUUCUUUUUUUUUUUUUUUUUUGGUGAAAUAUACUAGAAAAUAUACUGGAAACAUAUGUUUCUGCUCAAGAAAAAAGGGGGAUUGAAAAAAAUGGAAAAUGUAUGAAUAUAUUUUUUUCUUAAGCAAUACAUUUCAGUGUGACUUGUGAUAGAAUUUUCUUUUUCUAGGUAAGAAAUGAAUAAAAAAAAAGCUAAAUGAAAACACCUGUGUGUC
Messenger RNA from Synchiropus splendidus (mandarinfish), 4759 nucleotides. RefSeq names its product midnolin (gene midn). Gene Ontology annotation, cellular component: nucleus. NCBI's taxonomy places the organism in Eukaryota, Metazoa, Chordata, Actinopteri, Syngnathiformes, Callionymidae. Bases 301 to 2007 code for a protein of 568 amino acids. The transcript has 8 exons. The record is from RefSeq and is a predicted model, not a curated record. Gene Ontology annotation, molecular function: protein binding.